Molecule: messenger RNA, 6124 nt
Organism: Salvelinus fontinalis (brook trout)
Lineage: Eukaryota; Metazoa; Chordata; Actinopteri; Salmoniformes; Salmonidae
Exons: 8
Coding region: 784-4938 (1384 amino acids)
Biological process (GO): cell differentiation
Source: RefSeq, a predicted model, not a curated record
UGUGUUGUGUAGUGUAGCAUGCUGAAUUUGGCAGUUGUGUGAUGAGGGGAACGUGAACUCACGUGUCAUCAUAAUGUCAUAACUUUUUUAGGAACUCUGACAUAUGCCGCGUUCAAAUACUUGUUGGAACUAAGAAACUCUGAAAUGUUCUACAUGGUUGUAGCCUAGUUAUACGUGUGCCGCGUUCAACGAAUCAGUAAGUCGGACAUUUCCUAGUUCCGACUAGCAUAUGAACGUGGCAAUAAUGAUAAGUGUCAUAUAUUUCUUAACUUUCAUCCUAAAGUUUAACUUUCCUACUAAACAAUGAGGAAAAUAAGAUCAAUAUCUUGGCUGAACAACCAACGUUGAAUUGCAUUGAAUUCUACAUCGGGCUGAAAUGAGCGUUUGAAUCAGGAACGUUUCCUCUCACGACCUCUACAAGCCAGAAUGUUGAAUACAAUUCUAUUUUAACAUACUUUACAGGUUGGCCUUGUGAAUAGUCCUUUUGGCGGUAGGAAUGUCGCACAAUCGGCUAUAUCAACAAGAAAGUAUAAUUACACAAACUUUUCAAAGGGCUAGUAGUGCAGUCAUAUUUCUAUCACCUGAAGCAUGUGCUGAACCAUGGAAACACGUGCACGAGCUCAGCAAGUCCUGCCUGUAUUUUUAUGUUGUGGGCAUGCUUCAGUUGAUAGAAAUCGGAAUGCACUACCAGCGCUUCGAAAAAUUGAUGUAAUUAUACUUUCCUGUGGAUAUAUUGUCUCACAUUCCUACCGCCAAAAGGGAGUAGGUCCAGUGUGAGGUGGGAUGUCUGGCCGUGAGUCUGUGGGAGACCUGAUCCCCCAGGACGUGGCGGAGGUGUUUGCCCAUGAGAGGCAAACCAAAGGGGUCCGUAGGAAGAAGCGUGGGGGCUCCCUGGGUCGGGCCUUCAGCUGGUUCAAGGGAAAGAAGAAGAAGGAGGUCAAUGCUAACGGACAGAUCCAGGACUUUCAUUCAGUUGGUCCAAAGACUGGUAAGAUCUCCCCACAGGGCCACAGCCAUGCAGUCCCAAAGCAGGAGGAUGAGGGGACUCACGUCCCUUCACACAUCCAGGAGAAUGUGUUCAUCGAGGGCAGCCGGCCCAAGUACCUGGAGGACCUGCAUACUGAGGCCCAGGAGGGACUCAAACUUCAGCAGCAAGAAGAAACAAAUAAUGGGGUGGAUUACCAGGAUGACCAAAGCAUCGCUUCGACAGUGACCCGGCAGCCUGACGAGACUGAGAGUGACAGUUACAGAGAGAGGAGAGGCUCUUUGUCAGACAGCACUAUACUAGACACCAUGUCCCAGGUCUCAACGCGCUCUGCUGUCUCCACACAGUCCUCACGGUCAGGACUGACCCGCCAAGCAUCAACCUUCAGGCCCUUGAAGUCCGAGAAGAAGCCAGAGAAGGCCAAGGCCAGGAAGAGACACAGGAGAACCACAGUUAUGGGGAUACCACAACACAUCCAGAGGGAACUGGGGCUGGAUAGAGCAUCAUGGGCAGCUCGGCAGGUUAUAGACGAGGACGGGCUCCAUAACGGGGAGAGCCUGGACAUCCACACCAUCGAUGGGCCUCACCUAGCUGAUUCCCAGGAGGGGGUGAGGAUAUAUCUCCAGUCUGUAAAAGGCCUGCAGCCCGUCAGUGAGGACCAGGUUCAGAAGUUCCCCUCCCAGGCCGGUCACACGGAUGACCUGGCUCUCCUCCAGCGCAUGGGCCCCCAGCUGUGCGGCCUGAAGAGGCCCAAUUCCCUGGCCGUCCCCUGGAUGACCACGGCGUCCGGCCUGCUGCACCAUCCCCCCAGCCCCGUCAUGUCCAUGUCCCCCCAGGCCACCUACAUGUCUAAGAUCAUCCCCAAUGCCGUGCUGCCACCCUCCAUCGACGUGGUGGAGAUUAGCCAUAACCGCAGCCGGAGCAGUGUCCGUACCGUCAGUAAGAGCAGACUGCUGCUGGCCAGCCCUGCCUCCUCCAGAGCCUCCUCCCGCACCUCUGCCAUGUCCUCCACCUCCCGAUACAACCCACCACACUUCUCUGACAGCUCUGGAUGGAGCCACUCUGAGUCCUCCGAGACCCUGGUGUCUGACUCCUCCACCGUCUCCUCCAACAGCACCACCAGACAGGGGGGGGAUGGGGAGGGCUCAUCCAGGGAAAUGGCCCUGGACAGAGAGAGUAUCCACUCCUCUGUCAGUAAGGCCUCCAGGACCUCAACCAUCAAAGGCAAGGGGAAAGCGAGAGGGGGUGAUGGCAAACAGGAGGGGCCCUUCAUCCGGAGCCUAUCUGUGAUGAAGUCCAAGAGGGCACCGGCCCCACCCAGCCGCUCCUACUCCUUACACAAGGACAAGAUGAAGCGGCGCUCGCGGGACCUGACUGACAUCAGGGUGGCUGCCCUUCCCCAAAGCAGCCCAGUCCGUGGUGGGGAGGCUAAGGCUGUCAGUGCUGGGGAGACCGGCUCUUCUCCCAUGCCCUCCAGUAACAAAAGUAGCCCUGGAUACACAGCAGACACCAGCUCUCUGGAUGAGUCCUCGGGCUCUGUGACCACCAACUCCUUUAACACCCGACAGCAGGCAGCCAGGGAAGAGGAGAGAAAUGAGCAGCCAGGCUCCACAGGCUUCUCUCCCCAGAAACAGACCCCCCAGGAAAACAUCCUGAAGAAGACUGUUUCCCCCUCCAGCGGCUACCCCAGCCCGGGUGGCAUGCCCACCCUCACCUCCGAACAGACCCAUAACUCAUCCCCAGGAAACAAGAGGGGCAUCCUGGCCAAAUUAUCAAGCAUUUUCCCCAAGGCACCAUCCCCAUCACCUGUUAUUCAGCCACAGGCCUCUGACAGCAGUAAGACGCCUCGUCCAUCCCCUCCAGUCGACACUGCCUCACCUUCAGUCGACACUGCCUCACCUUCAGUCAUGGCACUCAGAGAGCUGUUCAACAUCCCUCCCCCACCCAAAGUGUGUGCCCCCUCUCCUCCUCCCCCGGAGGUAUGGGCACACAACAAGCGCACUUUUGAACUGCUGCUAGGUCCCCCGGCCCCCAACAACACGGAUACGGUGGUGCGAAAGAACCCAAAGGAUCGACGACAGCAGAUGCAGUCUCCUUCCACAUCAAGAGAGGCUUCUGUUAAGAAUGUGUCACCUGAGAGGAGAGGUGAGGAGUCUGCACCAGAGCAGGAGGCAGGAGGUGUGCUAGAGAGGGUCACUGAGCCUCUGUCUAAAGAGCAGACCGGUAAUCCAGCAGCACUAACAUCUGUGUCAGGAAGGGGUCAGGAGAGUCCAAAGGUCCAGGAAAAAGAUGGGUUGAGUCCAGUGGUUAUAGAAGUGGGAGAUAAAGGACCGACUCAAAUAGAGCCUUCUGAAGGUAUGAAAAGGAAUAGUGAAGUGGCACAGAAAGUUGAACAAGAGAGGGUACAAGGAAGUCAGUUGGUGGUUGAACCAGAGAAGGUCAAGGUUAGUCAGAUGAUAGGUAAACUAGAGAAGGUCCAGGCAAGUCGGUUGGUAAAUGAAAAGUCAGUGAACGCCUCAGUCGCUCCAGGAAGGGGCCUAGGAAAAGUAAAGCCAGAAAUACAGACUCCUGCUACAGAGAAAAGGACUGAAUCUCAACUUAAAAUGGACACGUUGUCUAUGCUUAGCCCUGCUCUAGCACGCAUCUCGCCAUCUCCUUCUCCUCCCCCAGCACACUAUCCUCCCCUUCCCCCUUCCAAACAGACCACGCCAGUGACCAUACUUGGGGUCCCCUCAGAUUCUACACCCGCUCCAGAGCUCCCACUAGUCUACCCCACUGAGGAAUCCUUCUGGCCUCCUCCCCCGCCUCCCAUGGACUUGGCCACCCUUGGCGAUGAGCUUGACCUCCCUCUUCCCCCACCACCCAGUGGUUGUGAGGAGGGGGUUAUGACAGAACCUGUGCCCCCUGUUUCAGAGGGGACAGUGGGUGCUCCAAACCCUGCCCGACCUGCACCUCAAGAAGUUUCAUCUGUACCCCAGGGAAUACCGCAACCCAGUCCAGGGAUCACAGAGUGCCAGAACCAAGAGAAGUCCCUCAGCAAGAGUUCUCCCACUCCCCCAGAGGAGGCCCCCACUCCUGUGGUCACCCCCUCCCUUCUGCAGAUGGUCAAGCUGAGGUCUGUCAAUAAUGGUAACCAGGGUCUGAAAAAGGACCAGAGUCAGGGACAAAACCAUACAGAGGUCACUUUGAGGGCCAAACAACCCAGUAACGGGGAGGCUCCCCAGAAGCCUAUUCGAAGGUCUCUGAUCAUGACAGCUCCCCCUCCCACUGUCACAUCCCCACCUACUACUGUUGUCUCACAACUUUCCACAGCCACUGUCCCAGAGGCAGCCCUAACCUCAGCCACUGUCCCAGAGGCAGCCCUAACCUCAGCCCCAACCACAACCAAGUUCCAGCCCAGCAUUGUUAAUUUACCCUCAAAGUCAUCUACUGUCACCUCUCCUACAAGUAAGUCCCCUCCUGCCUCAGCCACCAUGAGGAUGCAGGAGGCCAUUCGCUUGAGGACAGAGACCAGAAGUAAAGAGGGGCCUCCCUCUCAUCUCAGCCUGCACUCCCCAACUUCACCAACAGGUCUCAAGUUCCCCUCAUCUACCGCCAGUUUCAUCCCCUCAUCUACCGCCAGUUUCAUCUUCGCCAAGAGCACAAAGAAGGUUGUCAUAGAGACCCUCUCAACCCCUGAGGCCCAGGCAAAUCUCACAAAGAACCUGGUGGCUGAGCUUUCAUCUAUGUCCAAUCCAGCCAAGUCCACAGAAACACAGGAGGUGGCAGGCAAGGUGCCGCCACCUGUGGCAAGGAAACCCAGGCUUAAGGUGACAGAUGCAGAGCCCAGUGUGGAGACUGAGCAUGUGCAAACUGCGGGACAGGAAGCACAGCCAGCAAACAACACUGAGGGUGCUCCAGAGGCUCCAAACGGGACAGCAGUUAGUUUUGAAGUGUCACCACCAUCCACAUGAGCAACACUGCCACUUGGCAAGGACUAAUCAUUCACAAAGACAGACUGACUUUUACCUGUAAAUUGAGAAGACCCAAUGUGUCAAACAGCAUAUGUCAAUCACAAUCUGCAAGAGGGAGAGAGAUGGAUCAAGGGGUGAGUGGAUGAGAACUACAGAGCUUUCUGAAGACAAGGCAACAGGACAUAGCUAAAUGUUGCCCUCUCAACAACAACAAAAACAAUCCUUUGAGUUUAUAUGAAAAUGGUGUUGGUCUUUAAUUUCUCUAAUACUAUUUUUCUAUUUUAGAGUAUUUUUCUUUGCCAGAAGGACUUCUUACUCGUCUGAUUAACAAUAGACAGCCAUGGACAGCAUGCUGGUCUAGGUACAAGUCUAGGUUGCCCUCUAGUGUCAACUAUGGAAUGUUACAGCUACUGCUGUUUGGUACACAAAACAAUGAGUUUUAUAAUCCACUUGUCUGGAUUAUAUACCAGAAUGUUGUAUUUUUAUAUAUUCAUAUCAUUCAUUAUAAGAUCAUGCACUAUUAAAUUGUGUUAAGUUCCCAUUUCAUCCUUCAUGUUUUUGCAUGAAACAUUAUUUACCUAAGAUCCUUUUCCUGUAGACGUCUUCCAUUACAUUUUGGGAGAAAAAAUAAUUAGGGGGGUAAUUAUUAAAUAAAUUAAAUUAAAUAAAUAAUUUGUUUUUUUGUUUUGUUCUACGUUUCAAUAUAUGUCAAUAUUUUAUGAAGUCAUCUGAUGUCAUCAUAUUUCCUUAUCUUCCUUGCAACUAAAAUGAUGUCAUCAGAACUGGAUGAUGUCAAUUGUUCUGAGGAUGAGAAUCAUAUUCAUGCUGAGAAUCCCAAUUCACAUGUUCAUGUUUUGUUUCUCUGUUGUUGAUAUGAAUGUUCAUAGACUUGUACUGGAAGCUCACCUUGUGUGUAAAUCAAAUCUCAGUCUUUCACUAGGAGUAUUGGGGCAAAUAGGUAUUACUUGUUCCUCAGAUUUAGAUACAUUUCCUUUCAACCAGGUAGGAGCUAUAUUAUACAUUGCAUUUAUGUUGCUAAAUUGUCCAGAAAUUGGGAUAUUCCUCAACUGAAUGAAAUCUGCUUUGGAAGUACUAAAUACUGUUCAAAGUGAUUUCAAUGAUAAAUGAUUAAGUAUAGUUUCACUUAUUUCAAUAUAACCGAAUAAAUUGAUUUAUUCACAAUGAA